ACAAUGACCGAUAGACCCUCCAGAGUCGAGCUCAUUCCUUGGGACUACGAGUCCCCCGAGCACAUCGAGCGCAUGUACCUCCAGAGGCUGGACUGCGGCUGGAGGAGCGAGGAAGUCCGCGAGAAAUGGACCAAACUCGGACGAGACGGCCAAAAGACCCUGUACUGGGUUGAAUCCCAACCCAUCCACGACACCGCCCCAACCCACUGGCACCUACCACGCACACCCACCAACCACCCCUUCCACCCCAUCGGCCACAUAGCCCUAGACCUACGCCCCGACCAAGACCGCCAGCUCGGCCUCUCAUCCUCCUCCUCGUCCUCCACCGACGGCGACACUAUCGUCUGGGUCGCCGGCCUGUACGUGUCCCACACCCUGCAGGCCGGAGGCUUCGGACGAGAGGUCAUGCAUCUCGCCGAGACCAUAGCCGCGCAGCCCCCGCUAAACGGCAGAUGGGUCGUGCUCGACACCAUGUCCCGCGAGCAGCAGCUGUCGAGCACCUUUGUGAAGAGGAUAUACCUGGCGCAGGGGAAGCCGGCGCCGACGGUGGCGAUCCAGGACUGGUAUGAGAGGCAGGGGUAUGAGGUGUUU
Cryphonectria parasitica EP155 is the source of this 591-nucleotide messenger RNA. RefSeq lists its product as uncharacterized. The transcript is spliced from 2 exons. Lineage: Eukaryota; Fungi; Ascomycota; Sordariomycetes; Diaporthales; Cryphonectriaceae. The annotation marks the transcript as partial. The record is from RefSeq and is a predicted model, not a curated record.